This is a messenger RNA of Vespa crabro (European hornet), 1229 nucleotides long. It is a transcript of the gene Hs2st, whose product is annotated as heparin sulfate O-sulfotransferase. Gene Ontology annotation, molecular function: heparan sulfate 2-sulfotransferase activity. The transcript is spliced from 7 exons. Gene Ontology annotation, cellular component: membrane. The coding region runs from base 171 to 1205 and encodes 344 amino acids. The record is from RefSeq and is a predicted model, not a curated record. Lineage: Eukaryota; Metazoa; Arthropoda; Insecta; Hymenoptera; Vespidae.
GGACAAUUGUGUACGUAUUUCGAUAUAAUAUGUAAUGCGAAUCAAUUUGUAUUAAUGUAAACGUUUUGAAACUACUUCGAAUUACUUGGAACCGUUUGAAACUUUAUUGGGAAAGUUCAUAUCACUUGAACUGAAUAAUAAUGCAUAUAAUGCUGUAGAUCAACCGAAAAAUGAUACUCAGAAAUUUUAUGCCCCAAUGGAUUGUGAUGUUAAUAUUGACUGUUAUAAUUCUCUAUUUGAAGUUGAGAAUAAAUUUUUUGGAAGAGAACUACCAAUCAUUACACGAUGCCGUUGUACAGAUUCAAAAUGAACUAAAAGAUAAUGUCAAAUCCGAUAUACGAAUAUACAAGCCAACAAAUUAUGAGGAAAUUGUUAUAAUAUAUAAUAGAGUACCCAAAACAGCCUCUACGAGUUUUGUGGGUUUGGUUUAUGAUUUGUGCAAACAAAAUAAAUAUCAUGUUUUACAUAUUAAUGUAACAAAUAACAUGCACACGCUUACACUUUUUAAUCAGAUUCAAUUUGUAAAUAAUAUAUCAACAUGGAACGCAAUAAAGCCAGCAUUUUAUCAUGGCCAUAUGGCCUUUUUAAAUUUUGAGAAAUUUGGUGUAAAACAAACUCCUCUUUAUAUAAAUAUAUUACGGAAACCUUUAGAUAGAUUUGUAUCUUAUUAUUAUUUUUUACGAUAUGGCGAUAAUUUUAGACCUCAUCUCAUAAGAAAAAAACAUGGUGAUACUAAAACAUUUGAUGAAUGUGUCAAUAUUGGUCAACCUGACUGUGAUCCUAAUAAUAUGUGGCUCCAAAUUCCUUUUUUAUGUGGUCAUGAUCCAGCUUGCUGGGAAGUUGGAAAUAAAUGGGCAUUAGAAGAAGCUAAGAGAAAUUUACAAAGACAUUAUCUUUUAGUAGGUGUUACUGAAGAAUUAGCAGAAUUUGUACAAAUAUUACAGAUUGUAUUUCCACGAUUCUUCAAAGGGGCGUAUGAAUCGUUUUUAUAUAAUAAUAAAUCGCAUUUACGACAAACGACGCAAAAAAUCGAUCCGUUACCGGAAACAGUGGAAAAAAUUCAAAAAACAGUUGUUUGGAAAAUGGAAAAUGAAUUAUAUAAUUUUGCUUUAACUCAUUUUCAUGCUGUUAAAAAGCGUCUCAUAAGUGCUUCUCUUCAAGAUAUUAAUCAACGAUUUAUGUAUGAAAAAAUACGACCUAAAUAAAAAGCAUUUUUUUAUAUCGAAAAA